Molecule: messenger RNA, 2778 nt
Organism: Sorex araneus (European shrew)
Lineage: Eukaryota; Metazoa; Chordata; Mammalia; Eulipotyphla; Soricidae
Gene: MYLK4
Product: myosin light chain kinase family member 4
Exons: 15
Coding region: 80-2080 (666 amino acids)
Biological process (GO): positive regulation of apoptotic process; intracellular signal transduction; protein phosphorylation
Cellular component (GO): nucleus; cytoplasm
Molecular function (GO): protein serine/threonine kinase activity; ATP binding
Source: RefSeq, a predicted model, not a curated record
AGUCGUUCUCUCGCGCCUGUCAAGGGGUAUUUCAAGGGAAGCGCCUGGACUUGAACCCCGUGAUACGGAAUCCUGAAUAAUGGUGCUGAUGAGGAGCUCUGGGCAUCGUCUCAAGCCUGGCCCCGAGGGAGGCGGCGCCGAGAGAGGCGGGCGUCUGCUCAUCUGCAAGCCGGAGCCCGAGGCCGUGGGGACCCCCUUCCCGCGCGUGCCCGCCGCCGCCGUGCUCCUGGGCAGGAGGCCGCCAGGACUCACGCCUCGCUUCCGCGGCCCCCGGCCCGAGCAGCGCCCCGAGAGGCCCGAGAGGGCCGGCGGCCUCCCAGACGGUCCCGGCACCCAGGACCCCAGCGCUGGCGCGAACAAGGCUAAGGAGAAGGUGUGGUCACACCCCAGCCUGAAAGAAAGCACAUUUGUCAGAGGCAAAAGGACCUCGGCCUUCCCAGAGAGACCUGCCCAGAAGACCCAACCCUCUUCUGCACAAGAAAAGGUCAAUCGACUCAACAAGAAAAAUGCGGAGAAGACCAAGGUGUCUCUCAUUCCGGGGAGUCUCGGCGCAGCGAGCCCGCGGGAAAGGGGAGACGUCGUCGGUGCUCCCAGGGACGCCACGAAGCCAAGAGAGAAGCUAGACGGAAGAGACAGCUCAGGCCCCGAGAGACUGGGGGGGCAAGACGGGGACGCCAGGAAGACGUCCGGGGGGGUCAGGGAGAACCUGGUGUUCCAAGGCCAGAGAAAUGGGCUUCCCUCUGCUGAAGAGACCAGGGGAGGAGAAACUGAGAAAAACGGAGCGGCAGCGGCGGCCAGUGAGAGAGAGCUGGGCGAGAGCUGGAAGGGAAAGCGACCUGGCCGCCAGACCGACGGGGAUCACGGCUGUGAAAGGUGUCUCAGCGGCGUCAAAGCCGUUUCCGCCCCUCGGGCCCCAGGGAGCCCUGCCGGGGGCCCCCGUUUCCAGCAAACGGAGCCCGCCGAGCCCGCCGGCCUCAGCAAGCGCAGGGUCGCGGAGGAGGGGGCCAGCCAAGAGGACAGCAAGAAGAGCAAGACGGACGCGGCCUCUCCGGGGGCCCGGGACCCCUGCCCGGCUCACGAGGGCUUGCGAGACCAGCCUCCGGGGCCCGCCGACAAGCCCUCCGCACCGCGGGACCUGGGGACACCACGGGAUGACACCCUGGCUCCUCCUGCCCCCUUUCAUCACCGGAUGGUCACUGCCAAAAAAGCCGCCAUCAGCAGUUUUUAUACCGUGGACAGAUCGGAAAUUCUAGGAGGGGGGCGCUUUGGCCAGGUUCACAGGUGCGAAGAGAAAGCCACGGGCCUGAAGCUGGCGGCCAAGAUCAUCAAGACCAGAACUGCCAAGGAGAAGGACGAAGUGAAGAACGAGAUCAACAUCAUGAACCAGCUGGAUCACGUGAACCUCAUCCAGCUCUACGACGCCUUCGAGUCCAAGAACGACUGCAUCCUGGUCAUGGAAUAUGUCGCCGGCGGGGAGCUGUUCGACCGCAUCAUCGACGACAGCUACCGCCUGACCGAGCUCGACGUCAUCCAGUUCACCCGGCAGAUCUGUGAGGGCGUCAGGCACAUGCACCAGAUGUACAUCCUGCACCUGGACCUGAAGCCCGAGAACAUCCUGUGUGUGAAUCGGGAUGCUAAGCAAAUAAAGAUUAUUGAUUUUGGAUUGGCCCGAAGAUACAAACCCAGAGAGAAGCUGAAGGUGAACUUUGGAACCCCAGAAUUCCUCGCUCCGGAAAUUGUCAACUACGACUUCGUCUCUUUCCCCACGGACAUGUGGAGCGUGGGGGUCAUCACCUACAUGCUGCUGAGCGGCCUGUCCCCCUUCCUGGGGGACAACGACACGGAGACCCUGAACAACAUCCUGGCCUGCAGGUGGGACCUGGAGGAAGAAGAGUUCCAGGGCCUUUCGGACGAGGGCAGGGAGUUUGUCACCAAGCUUCUGACGAAGGAGAAGAAUUGGAGAAUCAGCGCCAGCGAGGCCCUCAAGCACCCGUGGCUGGCAGACCCCCGGCUGCACCGCAGGCUGAGCGCCCAGAAGCAGCAGCGCCCCUCGGGGGCUCGGGACCCCACCGACAAAUAGUCUGCAGAAAGCACCGGACAGGAAAACUGCUGCUUGGAGAAGAUUUUUUCUUUUUUUUUCUGAAAAAUCAGCAACUCAGCUGCCUUGACCCUAGGGUGGUGGGUGACUGGAGCUGGAGAGUCGCCUCUUGAACUCGGGGUGACUCGGCCACACGCCGGGGGCGCCCUGCUCUGCCGCCCGGGGCGGGGGGGGGCAGCGUCCCGCGUGGCGCCCCUUCCUCACCUCCCUGCCCCGGGUGGACGCUGCGGGGCGCCUCCCCUGCCGUGUGGAGUUUGCUUUAGUGUAGUUCGAGGCGCUCAGUCCCGGGGGCCGGCUCUGCUCCCCCGCGGGCCCCGGAGCCGUCCCCUGCCCGGGAGAUUUCAGCUGCGUGUCGAGAGCCUGGACGUUGUGCUGAGAAAACAGUUUCUCGUCCUUCAAGGGCGUCUCAGAGGCGCGGCUGCGUCGCCCUGAAACUCCCUGCAGGUCCCGAGGUGCCCGGACCCCGCGGAGGUGAGGGCGAGGUGAGGGCGGAGGUGAGGGCUGGGCCCGCCCUUCCUGGAACACAGCGUGGGUUGGACUCGCUUGUUCCCAUUUCCGAGACCAGAGGCCUUUCCCGUCUUCAGGCCGGCUCACGCGUUCCCCAGGGCUGCCCUGCUCUGAUGAGGGCCUGAGUGGGUGCCGGGCCCCCCAUCCCCUCCCGUGUUUGAGGGGCUGCCAGG